Molecule: messenger RNA, 882 nt
Organism: Aegilops tauschii subsp. strangulata
Lineage: Eukaryota; Viridiplantae; Streptophyta; Magnoliopsida; Poales; Poaceae
Source: RefSeq, a predicted model, not a curated record
AUGGCCAUGACUGCAAUGGAGCAGCACGCCGGUGCUCCCGGUGCUGCAUGCCGGAGCGCCACCCAGUGCUGCAAUGGAGCGCUGACAAUGAUCGAUGGCGGCUCUUGGAGCUGCGUUAUCCGGCCCGCGCUCGCGCCGUCCCGCUCAGGCCGUGGCCUCACCGCCCGGCGCUGCUCACUGCUCCACGCGUCGCCGCCUGCUGCAGCUCCGCCCGCGCCUGCCCACCUCCUCCUCUCAACGCUGGCGGCCGCCCUCACCCGGCUCCGUCGCCCCAUGGCCUCGUACCUCGCCGCGCCCCGCCUCCGCUCGCGGCCGAGCCACCGCGUCCGCCCGCGCGCCACUGGUCACGCCGGCGCCAUCACUUGCCGUCCCGCUCCGCCGUGGCCUCGUCGGCGCCGCGCCGGCGCCCGCUCCGCGUCCCCUCGAUUCGGGCGGUUACGCUCGCCCAGAUGCGCCCCUGCGCCCGCUAACCCGCAUCGGCCUCCUGGCCCUAUGACAGGAGGGCCCCACGACCAGAACAUCCGGCCCGCGCUCGCGCCGUCCCGCUCAGGCCGUGGCCUCACCGCCCGGCGCUGCUCACUGCUCCACGCGUCGCCGCCUGCUGCAGCUCCGCCCGCGCCUGCCCACCUCCUCCUCUCAACGCUGGCGGCCGCCCUCACCCGGCUCCGUCGCCCCAUGGCCUCGUACCUCGCCGCGCCCCGCCUCCGCUCGCCUCCGCCCGCGGCCGAGCCACCGCGUCCGCCCGCGCGCCACUGGUCGCGCCGGCGCCAUUACUUGUCGUCCCGCUCCGCCAUGGCCUCGUCGGCGCCACGCCGGCGCCCGCUCCGCGUCCCCUCGAUUCGGGCGGUUACGCUCGCCCAGAUGCGCCCCUGCGCCCGCUAA